Eublepharis macularius is the source of this 4265-nucleotide messenger RNA. RefSeq names its product ubiquitin specific peptidase 8 (gene USP8). The record is from RefSeq and is a predicted model, not a curated record. Gene Ontology annotation, molecular function: cysteine-type deubiquitinase activity. Gene Ontology annotation, cellular component: extrinsic component of plasma membrane; cytosol; dendritic spine. Gene Ontology annotation, biological process: Ras protein signal transduction; protein K63-linked deubiquitination; endosome organization. The coding region runs from base 189 to 3542 and encodes 1117 amino acids. NCBI's taxonomy places the organism in Eukaryota, Metazoa, Chordata, Lepidosauria, Squamata, Eublepharidae. The transcript has 20 exons.
UGAGCCGAGUUCCGCGUCGGAAGCCAUGGCCGCCUGAGAGGCUGCUCUCCUCGGCCCGCAGGGAGAUGGGCCUGCCCCGGCUGGAGAAGAGGCCCGGAGACCCCCCGAGCGAAGAUAGCCAUUGUUGAUCGGUAAUUUAAAGAUCUGCACUUUCCUUAUCGAAGAGGCAUAUUACCCUCACUACUAACAUGCCUGCUGUGGCUUCUGUACCUAAAGACCUGUACCUCUGCACUUCCUUGAAAGAUCUUAACAAAAAGACUGAAGUAAAACCUGAGAAAACCAGCACUAAGAGCUAUGUGCAGAGUGCCCUUAAGAUCUUCAAAGCGGCUGAAGAGUGCCGAUUGGACAGAGAUGAAGAGAAGGCAUAUGUACUUUACAUGAAGUAUGUGACUGUCUAUAACCUUAUUAAUAAGAGGCCUGAUUUCAAACAGCAACAAGAUUACUUUCACUCCUUACUUGGACCUACAAACAUUAAAAAAGCUAUUGAAGAAGCUGAAAGGCUUUCGGAGAGUCUGAAGCUCAGAUAUGAGGAAGCAGAAGUACGGAAGAAACUGGAAGAAAAGGAAAGGCAAGAAGAGCUGCAGUUGAAAAAGCAGGAAGCAAAAGAUGAUACAAAGGUUUCAGCCAAAACCUCGUCAGAAACGUCUUCAGAUUUGAAAGGGAAAAAUCAAAUUAUCAAUGGUGAGAAGAAAGGUUCGUCAGAAAGGAAGGAUCAACCUGAAAGUGGAGGGAUUACAGCGGAGAAACUGUUUACCAUGAUGAUGGACAAAAGCAUCAAGCUGAUGGUCAUGGAUGCCCGAAGCCUGAAGGAUUAUAAGGAGUCCUGCAUUGUAAACUCCAUCAGCGUUCCAGAAGAGGCUGUCAGCCCUGGAGUCACUGCUAACUGGAUCGAAGCUAAACUCCCAGAUGCUUCUAAAGAGCCGUGGAAAGAGAGGGGGCAAGUCAAUUAUAUUGUUCUGCUUGACUGGUUUAGUUCUGCGAAAGACGUGCAGUUAGGAACACCCCUGCGGAGCCUCAAAGAUGCACUUUUCAAGUGGGAAAGUAAAGCUGUCCUGCAGAGUGAGCCCUUGGUCUUAGAAGGCGGAUAUGAGAAUUGGCUUCUCUGCUACCCCCAGUACACAACAAAUGCAAAAGUAACUCCGCCCCAACGCAGCAAGAGCGAAGCCGUUUCUGUCUCUUUGGAUUUUACGUAUCCCUCUUUGGAAGAGCCGGCUCCACCUGUGCUACCAGUUGUCCGUGUAAAACCUUCCGUCGUAGAAAUGACAGAAAGACCCGAAAUCACAAAUGAUAAAGAAGGGCGAGGAGAGGCACUGAACCCAGCAACUCCUGGCGGACCCGUUGCUGCUGCUCAGGCUAACAGUGCAUCUGCUGCCGACCAGCCCGUAUCUGCUGCGAAGAGUAUCCCGCAGAUUGAUCGCACGAAAAAGCCUUCAGGAAAAAUUCCAGAUGAUGCUAAUAGGUCAAAAGCUGAGAGCCCAACUGCUGGCAAGCAGCUGAUUUCAAACGGAAGAGCAGUUCCAGACCGUUCCACAAAGCCAGCAUUGGAGGCAAAACCCAGUCUGGCAGAGGAAGAGAAAAGCAAGCAAGAAAAAGAGCUGCAGGAGAAACAGCAGGAAGAGCAGAGAGAGAGGCUCAGACAGGAAAAGCGAGACCAAAGGCAGAAAGCAAGAGAGGAGCAGGAGGAAAAGGAGAGUCAGGACGAUCUCCAAAAAGCAACAGAAGAAAUGGAGAGGAGAGAGAGAGAAGCACAGGCCAGCAAAGGGGCGGAUGAAAAGCAGGAGCUGGAGAAAGCCCACACAGAGGCCAAAGAAGUUAAAAAAACAACUCACAUUGGGAACGAGACCCCUGAAGCAAGGAAACGAGACCUUGGCAGCAGUUUUGUCAGUGAAAAAGAAAAAGUUACCCGGACACCGGAAGCACAAAGGCGGAAAUUUGCAGAGGAGUCCAGGGUGCCUGUGAGGGGGGAUUUGGUCACAAGCAAGCCGACUGGGCUUAAAGGACAUCCAGAGACAGACUCUCAAAAGCCAGGAGCCAGUAGAGAGGAUACUGAACAAGAUUCUGAAAGAAAUAAAUCCCAACGGGAGCCAUUAACAAGAGCACGGAGCGAGGAAAUGGGGAGGAUAGUGCCAGGACUGCCUUCUGGUUGGGUGAAGUUUCUUGAUCCAGUCACUGGGACCUUUCGCUAUUAUCAUUCCCCGACCAAUACCGUCCACAUGUACCCACCGGAAAUGACUCAGUCAGCCACACCUCCUUCUACACCACCAACUCAUAAACCAAAGCCUCAGGCCGUUGUUGACCAGCGGGAGAGGGAACACUCCAAGCUGAAGCGCUCUUACUCUUCGCCAGACAUCACUCAGGCCAUUCAAGAGGAAGAGAAAAAGAAAAACACCAUCACUCCUGCAGUUAAUCGCGAGAAUAAACCCUCAAGCUAUACAAAAGCUGAAAUAUCGAGGCUUUCUGCUUCUCAGAUUCGGAAUCUCAACCCUGUUUUUGGCGGAUUGGGACCAGCUCUUACAGGCCUUCGAAAUUUAGGAAACACUUGCUAUAUGAACUCGGUGUUACAGUGUCUUUGCAAUACACCCCAUCUGGCAGAUUAUUUCAACAGAAACUUCUAUCAAGAUGAUAUCAACAGGUCAAAUCUCUUGGGGCAUAAAGGGGAAGUGGCAGAGGAGUUUGGCAUAAUCAUGAAGGCUCUCUGGACUGGGCAGUACAGAUAUAUUAGUCCCAAAGAUUUUAAAGUCACCAUUGGGAAGAUCAAUGACCAGUUCGCAGGGUACAGUCAGCAAGACUCUCAAGAACUGCUCCUGUUCUUAAUGGAUGGUCUCCAUGAAGACUUAAAUAAAGCUGACAACCGAAAGCGCUGUAAGGAAGAAAACAACGAUCAUCUCGAUGACUUCAAAGCCGCUGAACUUGCCUGGCUCAAGCACAAGCAGCUCAACGAAUCGAUCAUUGUGGCGCUCUUCCAAGGCCAGUUCAAAUCAACGGUGCAGUGUCUGACGUGUCACAAGAAGUCCCGGACUUUUGAGGCUUUUAUGUAUCUGUCCUUGCCCCUCGCAUCCACUAGUAAAUGCACUCUACAGGAAUGCCUUAGAUUAUUCUCCAAAGAAGAAAAAUUGACUGAUAACAACAGAUUUUAUUGUAGCCAUUGCAAGACUCGAAGAGAUUCUUUAAAAAAGAUAGAAAUCUGGAAGCUGCCUCCUGUCCUUUUAGUGCACUUGAAAAGAUUUUCCUAUGAUGGACGAUGGAAGCAAAAACUACAAACAUCUGUCGAUUUCCCUCUGGAAAGCCUUGACCUGUCACAAUACAUUAUUGGUCCAAAAAGCAACUUGAGGAGAUACAACCUGUUUGCAGUAUCUAAUCAUUACGGAGGGCUGGAUGGAGGACACUACACGGCAUACUGCAAAAACGCUGCCAAGCAGCGCUGGUACAAGUUUGACGACCAUGAAGUCUCCGAUAUCUCCUCAUCCUCUGUUAAGUCCUCGGCUGCUUAUAUCCUUUUUUACACUUCUCUUGAACAGCGAGUGGCUGACCUCGUCACAUAAAGCAACAUUACUGGAGAAUAUUGGGCCCUGUCUCUCUUUUUUUUUAAAUAAAUGCACCACAACGCAAGGAGCUGUGACACAUAUAAGGUCACAGGCUGAGUAAGGAGAUGGCUGCCGUGGUUUCUUAGUGAAGACCCUCCUUCCUCUUACCGCUGUUGCUUAACAUCCGAAAAGCCAAUGGUUAACAAGGCUGUUUAGCGCGAAGCAAUUCAUUUCAAAAGAUUUUAUUUUGUAAUGCUGCUCCAAAACUAUAAAUCUAGUUUAGCCAUUCCAUAGGCAUUUAACACACAGGGUUUUUGAGAUGUUCCAAAACCCAAAGCAUAUCUUUUAAUUUUCUCUGUCCACGUUUAUGGCCUUUUCACACUUCUAACCUUAAGCUUGAUUCUACUGUGAAUAUCCUAGAAAUGAUGUAAAACAGGUAGGAAUGUAAUGUGUAUAUAUCGGUUGCAUACUUGCACAUCCAAACUAUUGUAUAUAAGAGGGUAUGUGGUCCUUCAGUGAGCACUACUGGAGUGGGAAGGAUUGCUUCUUGUUUUGUCGAAAUACUUUAAUUCUUACAGAUAGGGAAGGGCAGAGCUGUAUUUUUCUGUUGAGCUUAUAUAAAUCUGUGCACACACACCUUAAUGUAUUCUAAAGAACUGAGAUGACUUUUCCUUUUUAAUAUUUAAUAUAAGAAUUUCAUGUACUCAUGCAUUAAAACCUCCAGAAAAUUAUUUGAAAGUA